This is a messenger RNA of Wasmannia auropunctata (little fire ant), 8561 nucleotides long. RefSeq lists its product as uncharacterized. The transcript is spliced from 33 exons. Bases 58 to 8532 code for a protein of 2824 amino acids. The record is from RefSeq and is a predicted model, not a curated record. Gene Ontology annotation, biological process: proteolysis; peptide catabolic process. Lineage: Eukaryota; Metazoa; Arthropoda; Insecta; Hymenoptera; Formicidae. Gene Ontology annotation, molecular function: peptide binding; zinc ion binding; metalloaminopeptidase activity. Gene Ontology annotation, cellular component: cytoplasm.
GAUCGUUUUAUCAGUCUUACAGAAGUAAGCGUGCAUAAUUUGUUACGUAAUUACGUUAUGGCAAUCGUUGUGAGUCUGUUGCUAGUACUAAUUCUAUUACUUGUCACUAGCCAAGGCGUUCCUCAAAAUAAUGAAGCGACGAGAUAUAAAGCUGUGGAAAAUUUCGACGAAAAUCAAUUUCGUCUACCAAAGCACGUCGUGCCCAUUCGUUACGACGUAAAACUAAUACCUCAUAUUGUCGAAAAUAAUUUCACCACUAAUGGCGAAACGAGCAUCGAUGUCGAAGUACGCGAACCGACGAGCGCCAUCGCAUUGCACGCCUUACGACUCACAAUAGAGGAAUCGUUGACGAAGAUAAUUCGCAAAGACGUAAACGACGUGAAUUUUAAAUCAGAGCACGUUCUAGAGCAACAUGAAUAUAAUGAGGUAACGCAAAUUUUGACUCUACGAUUCGAGGGGUCGCUGGACCCUGGCAUCUACACGCUGCAUUUUAAUUUCACGGGCGUGAUACUUCCUAACGCUUGGACGCGCGGAUUUUAUAGAAGUUUUUAUACCGACAACGAAGGGAACAAGGUAUGGCUGGCAGUAACACAUUUUCAACCACCCUUCGCGCGACAGGCGUUCCCGUGUUGGGACGAACCUGCCAUGAAAGCGACCUUUAAAUUUUCCAUAAAGCACUACCCUAAUUAUACAGCGUUGUCGAAUAUGCCAUCUACGCGAUCGGAAGUCGAUGCAACCGACGGAAAAUUAUGGACGCACUUCGAGACAACUCCUAUUAUGUCCACCAACUUACUAGGAUUUGUGAUCGCUGAUUACGAUUACGUCUCAAAUUUGGACGGUACUAUCAAAAUAUGGGGUCCAAAACAUCUUCUUUCUCAUGCCGCAUAUUCUCUCGACAUUGCUGAAAAAGCAACGCAGGAGCUCGAAAAAUUCACCAACAGCACCGUUCGUGUACCGAAAAUGGAUCAUGUUGGUGUCCCACAUUAUGACAGUAGAGCCACUGAAAACUGGGGUAUGAUCGUUUAUGCACAAAACAUACUUCUUGAAGACAAGAGCGCACAUCCGAUUAAUAAAAUGUUGGAUACUAUGACAAUCACUCACGAAUUAGCGCAUCAAUGGUUCGGAAAUUUAAUCAGUCCAAUUUGGUGGAAGUAUCUUUGGUUGAGUGAAGGCAUAUCGACUUAUUUGAAAUUCUACAUUACUGACAAGUUUUUCAAAGAAAAACGGUUGAUGGAUUUUAUGGUAGUGAAUAUUGAACAACAAGUGCUGUACAAAGAUUCCAUUCGGUCUAAGCCGAUUCAUGUAAAUAUCUCUGGUCACCGAAAUGUUUAUACGGCAUACUCUAUUGAAACGUAUAGAAAAUCUGCUCUUCUUUUGCGAAUGGCAUCGUAUUUCUUGAGGGAGGAUGUGUUUCGAAACGGUUUGAUAAAAUAUCUUCAAGCACAUGAAUACAACAGUACUACACAAGACGAUUUAUGGAAAGCAUUACAAGACGCUCUCGAUGAAUCGGAUGUACCGCAUGACGAUUUUAAAGUAAAAGAAGUAAUGGACACUUGGUUCGAGCAGGCAUGGUAUCCUCUCGUUACGAUCAAUCGUGAUUACGAUACAGGCCGAAUUAAGAUAACGCAAGAAAUAUUUAAAUACUCGCCAACCAAUCAUAAUGUUAAUGGAAACGAGGCAUGGUGGAUCCCUUUAAAUUUUGCGACGCAAAAUAACUUGGAUUUCUCGUCCACGUUAGCCACCCAUUGGCUGAAACCGCACGACGAAGAUGUAACAAUCGAAGGAGUGAACACUAACGACUGGAUUAUUGCAAAUAAGCAUCUGACAGGAUUUUAUCGUGUAAAUUACGAUACAACCAAUUGGAAAAGAAUCGCUGCUUUUCUUAAUUCUGACAACUACGAUAAAGUCCCAGUUUUGAAUCGUGCACAAAUCCUCGACGACGCUUACUAUAUGAUGCAGACUGAACGACUUGACCCUGUUACUUUCGUUGAAAUUAUAAAUUAUUUGUCGCGCGAAACUGAUCCUGCACCGUGGUACAGAGCAUUCCGCAACCUUGAGGUGUACUUAAAGGACUACUUGCGGUUACCCGAAGGAGCGGCGAUCCUUAAGCCAUAUUUAUCCAACUUGAUGCAUAAACUAUUUGAGCACAUUAAUUUUGAAGAGAAUCCCAAUGAUGAUCCUUUCACUGUACAUGUCAGAGCUUAUCUGUACAAAUACGAUUGUAUGUAUGGACUUUCGGAAUGUCAAGCAAAAGUUACUGCUAAAUUGCUUGCAUAUAUGGAGGACCCAAUCGCAAACAAACUAUCACCCAAUCAAGAAUUGAUAUAUUGCUUUGGUCUAAUAAAGGCAAAUGAGUCUUUUUGGAAUCAAUUCUUGCAAGCACAACAGAGAAAAUUAAAAUCUGAGACGUGGUUUCUUGGUUGUUCGGAGAAUUUGCAAAUUAUAGAAAGACAUUUAAAUUCUUUCUCCGAAGAUAUGGAGAAUUAUUACAAUAUCUUCUAUAACAUGCUCGAACGUUUACCAAAUAUAGAUGUAGCAAUUGAAUAUUUUAUUAAUAAUUAUGAGAAAUUUGACCAAAAUCUUAAUCAUGCAUUUAUUCUUCAUGUAAUAAAACAGAGCAUCAUCAUGAAUAGUUUCAGAGAAGAUCAAAUUAACAAGAUAAAAGCAUUCGCUGAACAACAUAAAAUCCAUAUGCCACCACAUUUAAAUGAUAGAAUAGCAAUGUUAUCUAAAAUGAAAGAUGAUUUGUCGAAAGUUCGUAGCGCGUUGGAAAACAGACAAUCUAUCGAUACGUUAAACAAUCAUAAUCAAAUAGUUGACAAGUAUCACAAAGAAAUGGAGGAGUACUACGGAGAACAAAGUACAAUAGCCACAAUCCUCGAUGGAACGUCGCAAUGUCUCACUACCACUGAAUCAAUAAACAAAUUCGACAGACUUAUAAAUAAUCACAGGGAGGACUUUACGUCGAUUCAACAAUCUCUGGAGCGCUCCUUAAAGAUUGCUCAGCAUGAAUUGGAACUGUUCAACUCCUAUUCGGCAUCUAUAAUUCAACGAUUACGAAAAUACGACGAGGCAAAAUUUCCCCUACCCGAGAAUAUAAUUCCUAAAAGUUACAUCGUUUCCGUCACGCCUUAUUUUGAAGAUGAAGAUGCUACCUUCGACGGAAAGGUGACAAUCAAAGCCGAUGUUAAGCAACAUCCGACAAGCCAGAUCGUUUUACACUGGUCGGGAAUUGAAAUUAAACGACACAAUGUGACAUUCAAAGUGAAAAAUAAGAAUAUUAUGAACAAAGUCCUGAAAACAAAAAUCAAAGAGCGAUAUGACUUUCUCGUGAUAUAUCUUGAAAAAGAACUACCCAAAGACGCGGAAGUGACCAUUGAAAUCGAAUACACGAGUUCUUUGAAUCCGGCAGAGCUUCGUGGCUUUUACAAAAGUUCUUACGUAAACGAGAACAAUGAAACGAGAUGGCUUGUUGCCUCGCACUUGGAACCCGUUGGCGCUAGAAAAAUGUUCCCUUGCUUCGAUGAACCAGCAAUGAAAGCGACCUUCACUGUUGAAGUUAGCGUGCCGCCAAAUUACGAGCCCAUCAGUAAUAUGGUGUAUCAGGCGCUCCUAAUUGGCGAUAAUCGUACAACAUACACCUUCUAUGAGACACCAAAAAUGUCCACGUAUUUAGUGGCACUUAUUGUUUCCGAUUUCAAGUCUAACUCCACAAGAAUGCAGGAUGGAACUACAUUGUCUGUACAUGCACGUACCAAUGCCAUCGAUCAAACCGAUUACGCUUUAUCCAUAAUAUCGCCAUUGAUGAGCUUCUUCGAAAAAAGAUAUAACCAGAAAUAUCCGCUCUCAAAGCUUUCUAUGGCUGCACUGCCUGAUUUCGGAUCAGGCGCAAUGGAGAAUUGGGGCCUUUUAACAUACAGGGAAUCGAGCAUGUUAUACGACGAGAAUCACUCGCCGAUCACAAACAGGCAGGAUAUCAGAAACGUGAUUGCUCAUGAAAUCUCCCAUCAAUGGUUCGGAAAUUUGGUCAGUCCUCGGUUGUGGAAGUAUUUGUGGUUGAACGAGGGAUUCGCUCGAUACUUCGAGUAUCGCGCUCCUGCUCGUGUAUUUAAUGACACGACGUCGGAAUCGCAGUUUGUAGUGGACCAAGUACAUUCUGCUUUCAAGGCAGAUAGUUCCAAAUCUGCACAUGCCCUGAGUCACGAUGUAGCAUCCCCUGAACAAAUUCGAAGUAUAUUUGACACAAUCACAUAUGCCAAAGGUGGUAGCAUAUUAAGAAUGGUCGAGAAAACAUUUGGUACCGAUGUAUUGGAUAAAGCAUUAACUGAUUAUCUCAGCAAAGGACAAUACAACUCUACCGAGCCCGACCACUUGUAUGACUCACUUCAACAACAGAUAAAUGAGAAGGGACUGAAAGAAGAUAUUAAAGUCAUCUUAGACACAUGGACAAUUCAGCCUGGCUAUCCCAUCGUCAAUGUCCACGUUUCAAAUACAUUUAUAGUUAUGAAUCAGAAACGUUUCUUCCUUAAAAAAGAAGAAGAUAAUUCUGAUACUACUAUGUGGUACUACAUUCCAAUCACAUGGACAUCAGUUCAGAAUAGUUCAAAAGACUCUGAUACCACGCCGAAAUUAUGGAUGAAACAUAGAAUAACAAGAGUACUAAACCCGUUACCCAACUCACUUUUAAUCUUCAACAAGCAGCAAUCAGGUUUUUAUCGUGUAAAUUACAAAAAAGAACAUUGGAUGGAGCUGAUUGAUUAUCUUAAAAAUGAGAAUUUUGAAACAAUUGACGAAAUCAAUCGCGCAGCAUUAAUUGAUGAUCUUAUGAAUCUUGCAAGAGCAGGCUACAUUGAUUACAAAAUUGCCAUAUCCGCUACAAUGUAUUUAAAACAAGAAACUAGUUAUUAUCCCUGGAUUGCGUUCUUCAAUAAUCUGCCCUAUUUGAACAAUCGUUUUACGGGACGCGAUAUUGAAGGCUUAUACAAAAAUUGGUUAACAUCGUUAGUAGACAAAAUUUUGGGAAAUUUAGGAGGCUUUGGGGAUGAUAAGGAAAUAGACGACGAUCUGACUAUGAUGUUAAGAAAACAUACUCGCAAUUGGGCCUGUAAAUUAGGUAUCGAUCGUUGUAUAUUCACGGCUCUAGAAUAUUUCCAAGAGAAACAACAUUCGAAAACAAUACCUCCGAAUUACCGCGACGUCGUUUACUGUACAGCCAUGAGAAAGGAUAAGACAGAUUAUAGCUACAAAUUUCUCUGGAAAGAAUAUUUGAGUAGUAAUGUGAACACAGAUAAACUUGUAAUUCUUAAUUCGUUGGCUUGUUCAGAGAACAAAGUUGUUUUAGAAACAUUAUUGCAAGAAGCAAUCACACCGAAUUCGAAUAUACGGUACCAAGAUAGCGCAAAAGUAUUCUCAAGCGUUUACGAUGCAAGUUUAAUUGGCGUUGAAGUCGUGAUGGAAGUGAUUGAAAAAUAUUACGAUAAUCUAUUGCAGCGACAUUAUAAUGAUUACACAAAAAUCGCAAAUAUAGUGAGCGCUUUGGCAAGCAGAUUAUCCACCAAUGAUCUCUUUGAAAAGUAUCAAGGAUUACUCGAGUGGCUGGUUGACAAAGAACCAGAAUUCAAAAGAUACGUCGAUUCCUAUUUGGCAACGGCGAAAUAUGAAUUCGAUUGGUACGACACUAAAGCGCCGGUAGUUUUUGAAACAUUGGACAAUCUAUUUUUGAGCAAUACGCACCGCUUGCCGAAAGCGCUUGAGCCGAGACUGUAUGACAUACAUCUCACACCUCACAUGGAAGAAGGCACCUUUGAAGGAAAAGUGAAAAUACACAUGGAAGUUCGGGAAAAUACGCCGUUGAUAGCUCUCAAUUCUCACAAACUCGAUAUCUUAAAUGUCAAAGUCUUCAGAAAUGGCGCAGAAAUACAGUUGGUAAAUUAUACGACUCAUAUCCCGCAACAACUAAGGAUAUAUUUGUCCAACUAUGUACAUGCGAAUGAGGAGAUAAUAGCGGAAAUCGAUUUUAACGGGACUCUUAAUGACGAUAUGAACGGAUUCUAUCGUAGUUCAUAUCUCGACAACGGAGUGCAACACUGGCUAGCUACAACACAAUUCGAGCCUACGUAUGCUAGACAAGCUUUCCCCUGCUUCGACGAACCAGCGUUUAAGUCGAGGUUUACAAUUAACAUUCAAAGGCCAAAGAAUUACUACAAAUCACUGAGUAAUAUGCCACUGGAAAAAGAAACUCCAGUGAACGAUGAGUAUGUAUUGGACACAUUCUACACUAGCAACGUUAAUAUGUCGACAUAUCUGGUAGCGUUUGUUGUCUCCAAAUUUAAAUCUACAUCCAAACCUGAUAACGAACAUCUCAACGUAUGGGGUAGACCGGAAGUCGCAUCACAUGGCGAACGCGCUCGAAUCAUUGGCAUGCAGGUUAUUUACGAGUUGGAAAAUAUUACCGACAUCGACUUUCCUUUGCCUAAGCUGGACUUGAUAGGAAUUCCAGAUUUCUCGAACGGCGCGAUGGAAAACUGGGGCCUUGCUACUUUCCGCGAGUACGGACUUUUCUUUGAUAAAAAAGAAACUACAUCCACAUACGAAAAAUACGUAUCCAACGUAAUAGCGCACGAACUUACUCACAUGUGGUUCGGAAAUCUCGUUACUUGCGAAUGGUGGGAUUACAUUUGGCUCAACGAAGGUUUCGCGGAAUAUUUCGAAUGGUUUAUAUCUGAGCAGAUACACCCAGAAGAUAAAUUCAUGGAUCAAUUUGUGGUUUACGAGCUGCAUCCUGCUCUGGCAAAAGAUGCUUCGACUUCAACACACUCAAUGACAAAUCGUGUCAGGACACCAGAAGAAAUAGCUGAUAUUUUUGAUUACGUCACUUACGGGAAAUCCUCCAGUGUCUUGCGAAUGAUGUUCAAUGCAUUCGGCCAAAACGCUACCAUAUCGGCACUCCGUGAUUAUUUAACGAAACGAAUGUACAGUACGGCACGUCCCGCGGAUUUAUGGGAAAGUUUCGAGUCAUUUGUAAAAAUACCAAUUCUCAAUAGAGAUGCAAGCGUCGAGGAAGUCAUGAGUACUUGGACGGAUCAACCGGGAUAUCCCGUCGUGAAUGCCACAUACAUUAGUUCCAUACUAACGCUUUCUCAGGAACGGUUCCUAAUAAAUAAAAAUAAACCUGACGAUGAGCCUAAGUUUAGUGAGUUUUACUGGAUACCAAUUACUAUAUUUGUUCAAUCCAACAUGUUGAACGACAAUAUAACUUCAGAGGUCACAUGGCUAGGAUCAACACCUCAGACAAAAAUUAUUAAUUCUAAUAACGAUUGGUUCAUUGUAAAUUACAAACAAACUGGCUUCUACCGUGUUAAUUACGAUCCUUUCUCGUGGAAGAAAAUAAUCAACCAGCUAAAUAAUAAAGAAUUCGAAAAGAUCGAUGUCUUGAAUCGCGCGCAAAUUAUAGACGAUCUCUUCAACCUGGCUCGCGCUAAUUACGUAGAUUACGAAUUACUGAUGAGCGCAUCGACAUAUUUGAAACAAGAGAAAAAUCAUUUACCCUGGAAAGCGUUCUUCAACGGCCUCUCAUAUGUUCAUGAGAGAUUUGAACAGCAUAGUACUGGAAACAACAGUCAAUUCCUGAAGGACCUAAAUGGAUAUCUUUUGGAUUUAGUAUCUGACAUGUAUGAUAAAGUAGGAUUUGAAGAUUACGCACUUGAGAAACUUUUAGACAAAUUGAAUCGAGAAAUAAUUCUCCAAUGGACUUGCAAGUUAUACAACAAUCGCGGAUGGGAAAACAUUUUAUAUGCCUUGAAAUACGAUGAUCUGAAUAAUAUUCAUGUGUUAAAUAGAGCUGCAAUUGUAGACGAUCUGUUGAAUCUGGGUAGAGCAGGGUAUAUAAGUUAUGAUACGGUUCUCGAUGGAUUGUAUUAUCUCCCGAGGGAAACAGAUUACCUACCUUAUAAAGCAGCAUUUAAUGGUUUGGAAUUUCUAAAUAAGCGAUUUACUGGAUCGAUGGAACACACUUUAUUUAAGGUAUACGUCGAGUCUCUUAUCGAAAAUGCAAACGUCCGUCUAGAAUAUGAUGAUAACAAAAAUGAUGACAGAUUAACGAUUCUGUUACGACGAGAUGUGAAUAAUUGGCUUUGUAAGCUCGACAAUAAGGAAUGUGUAACGACUUACACAGAGAAAUUUAAAGCGUGGAGGACAAAUUCUGCUGCCCGAAUCGAACCGAACGCAAGGCCCACAGCGUACUGCACAGCCAUAAAACAUGGAACUUCUGAUGACUGGGAAUAUUUGUGGCAGGAAUACUUUAAUUCUAAUUAUCCGACUGACCAAAUGGUGAUCCUAAACGCUUUGGGAUGCAGUCAAAAUACCACCAUCUUAGAAAAGUAUCUGAAAUAUGCCAUUGCCGGUUAUGAAACCAGUCGCAUUCGAAAACAGGACAGCAAGACCGUUUUUGCCGCCGUUUAUAAUUCUGGCCUGCUUGGCGCCGAAUACAUUCUUGAUUUUGUUGACAAGUAUCACAAAGAAAUGGAGGAGUAGUAAGUUAUCUUUAUAAUAUAUUAAUUAUG